AUGCUGUUGACGUGGUUGCUUCACUCGUCCACAGCCUUCACCUUGGCGCGGGCGCCGGUGCUCAACGGUCACCCGCUGGCGCCCGCCACACGCGCGCGCCAUCACGCCGUGGUCGCUCGCGAAAUCGCGUUCGUCGCGCAGUCAGAGGCACGGUGCGAGCCCUUUGCGGCGACACGCGCUCGGCCGCUUGGCGACUGGUUUGCUCAGGAGGACGCGCUGCGAAUCCUCAUGUCCCAGGCCGAGUCCUGCCGUCGGCUGGACGAGGACGCGCCGCCGGGCAGCGAGACGCAGCGGUGGGAGGUGGUCACGCCGAUCGAAUUCCCAGGCAUGAAGGGGCGGUGCAACCGGCGCGAGUGCAUGUUCCGCCACGACGACAGCGGCCAAAUCGAGGAGUGCCGCGAGUUCAUGAACGGUCGCUGCUCGCGCGGCGACGCGUGCCGCUUCAAGCACGUGGCCAUGGACAACACCGAGGACUGA
Molecule: messenger RNA, 477 nt
Organism: Emiliania huxleyi CCMP1516
Lineage: Eukaryota; Haptophyta; Isochrysidales; Noelaerhabdaceae
Exons: 4
Coding region: 1-477 (158 amino acids)
Molecular function (GO): metal ion binding
Source: RefSeq, a predicted model, not a curated record